CAGUCCGGGGCUCUAAGAGGAGAGGAACAGCCCAGAGAGAGAGAGAGAGAGAGAGAGAGAGAGAGAGCAGCACAGGGGGGGUCUCCAGUUUUUAGUCCCAAUCCCACACUCAAGAAAGUGCCUCUCUGUUUCUGCCGAGGAUGGAGAACGCGCACACUAAAGAGUCGGACGAAGUUCUGGCCUACUUUGGAGUCACAGAGGAAACGGGCCUGCCGCCUGAGCAGGUGAAGAAGAACCUGGAAAAGUACGGCUACAACGAGCUGCCAGCAGAGGAGGGAAAGAGUAUCUGGGAGUUGGUGGCGGAGCAGUUUGAGGACCUGUUGGUCAGAAUCCUUCUUCUGGCUGCGUGCAUCUCCUUUGUGCUGGCGUGGUUUGAGGAAGGCGAGGAGACGGUCACCGCCUUCGUCGAGCCCUUCGUCAUCCUCCUCAUCCUCAUUGCCAAUGCCAUCGUAGGGGUGUGGCAGGAGCGGAAUGCAGAAAGCGCCAUAGAGGCCCUGAAGGAGUACGAGCCUGAGAUGGGAAAGGUUUACCGGGCCGACAGGAAGAGCGUGCAGAGGAUCAAGGCCAGGGAGAUCGUCCCUGGUGAUGUGGUGGAAGUUUCUGUCGGCGACAAAGUUCCAGCUGACAUCAGGAUCAUCUCCAUCAAGUCCACAACUCUGCGUGUGGACCAGUCCAUUCUGACCGGGGAGUCUGUCAGCGUGAUAAAGCACACUGAGGCCGUCCCAGACCUCCGAGCUGUGAACCAGGACAAGAAGAACAUGCUGUUCUCGGGCACCAACAUCGCUGCCGGUAAAGCGGUCGGCAUCGCCGUCGCCACCGGCGUCUCCACAGAGAUCGGUAAGAUUCGUGACCAGAUGGCAGCCACCGAGCAGGAGAAGACGCCUCUGCAACAGAAACUGGAUGAGUUCGGAGAGCAGCUGUCCAAGGUCAUCUCCCUCAUCUGUGUGGCCGUGUGGAUAAUCAACAUCGGCCACUUCAAUGACCCCGUCCACGGGGGGUCCUGGUUCCGUGGUGCCAUCUACUAUUUCAAGAUUGCUGUGGCUUUGGCUGUGGCUGCCAUUCCUGAAGGCCUGCCUGCCGUCAUCACCACCUGUCUGGCGCUGGGAACCCGUCGCAUGGCCAAGAAGAACGCCAUCGUCAGAAGCCUUCCGUCUGUGGAGACUCUGGGCUGCACCUCGGUCAUCUGCUCCGACAAGACGGGCACGCUCACCACCAACCAGAUGUGUGUAACCAAGAUGUUCAUCAUCGAUAAAGUUGAAGGCGACAACGUCACCCUUAGUCAGUUUGACAUUUCAGGCUCAAAGUACACCCCUGAAGGAGAAGUCACAAAGAACGGCGCACUUAUGAAGUGUGGACAGUACGAUGGGCUGGUUGAGCUGGCGACCAUCUGUGCCCUGUGCAAUGACUCGUCUCUGGACUACAACGAGACCAAGGGCAUUUAUGAGAAAGUGGGCGAGGCCACAGAGACGGCCCUGUGCUGCUUGGUGGAGAAGAUGAACGUGUUCAACACUGACGUGCGCGGCCUGUCAAAGAUCGAGCGGGCGAACGCCUGCUGUUCUGUCAUCAAGCAGCUGAUGAAGAAGGAAUUCACUCUGGAGUUCUCCAGAGACAGAAAGUCCAUGUCAGCGUACUGCUCGCCUGCUAAAUCUGCCAAGGCGCCCGUAGGGAACAAGAUGUUUGUCAAAGGUGCUCCCGAAGGCGUGAUCGAUCGCUGCACCUAUGUCCGCGUCGGCACAAACCGCUUGCCGCUGACCGGCCCGGUCAAAGACCACAUCAUGUCCAUCAUCAAGGAGUGGGGCACCGGGCGCGACACCCUCCGCUGUUUGGCCCUCGCCACCCGCGACACUCCUCCGAGGAAGGAAGAGAUGAACCUGGAGGACUCCACGCGGUUUGCAGACUACGAGACUGACUUGACGUUCGUUGGCUGCGUCGGCAUGCUCGACCCGCCUCGCAAGGAGGUCAUGAGCUCCAUCGAGCUGUGCAGGGCGGCUGGCAUCCGCGUCAUCAUGAUCACCGGUGACAAUAAGGGUACAGCUGUGGCAAUCUGCAGACGCAUCGGCAUCUUCACCGAGGAUGAGGACGUCACUGGUAAGGCCUUCACCGGCCGUGAGUUCGACGACCUCGCUCUGUACGACCAGAAGAAAGCGGUCCGAAAGGCCGGCUGCUUUGCCAGGGUGGAGCCCUCCCACAAGUCCAAGAUUGUUGAGUUCCUGCAGGGCUUUGAUGAGAUUACUGCCAUGACCGGCGAUGGAGUGAACGAUGCCCCGGCUUUGAAGAAGGCGGAGAUCGGCAUCGCCAUGGGCUCUGGCACUGCCGUUGCCAAGUCUGCCUCUGAGAUGGUCCUGGCUGACGACAACUUCUCUUCCAUUGUGUCCGCUGUUGAGGAGGGCAGAGCCAUUUACAACAACAUGAAACAGUUCAUCCGCUACCUCAUCUCCUCCAACGUAGGCGAGGUCGUCUGUAUUUUCCUGACUGCUGCCUUGGGUCUGCCAGAGGCGCUGAUCCCCGUCCAGCUUCUGUGGGUCAACCUGGUGACUGAUGGUCUACCAGCCACUGCGCUGGGCUUCAAUCCCCCUGACCUGGACAUCAUGGGAAAAGCCCCCCGCUCCCCCAAGGAGCCCCUUAUCUCAGGCUGGCUCUUCUUCAGAUAUCUGACCAUCGGAGGUUAUGUUGGUGCUGCAACAGUGGCAGCAGCAGCAUGGUGGUUCCUGUACUGUGACGAGGGCCCAAUGGUCACCUUCUACCAGCUGUCGCACUUCAUGCAGUGCACCGAGGAGAACGAGGACUUUGACGGCAUCCACUGUGACGUAUUCGAGUCCUCUCCCCCGAUGACGAUGGCUCUGUCUGUGCUGGUCACCAUCGAGAUGUGCAACGCUCUGAACAGCUUGUCUGAGAACCAGUCCCUGGUGCGGAUGCCUCCCUGGAGCAACGGCUGGCUGAUGGCCGCCAUGAGCCUCUCCAUGUCCCUCCACUUCAUGAUCAUCUACGUCGACCCCCUGCCUAUGAUCUUCAAGCUCACUCAUCUGAAUGUGGAGCAGUGGCUGAUGGUGCUGAAACUCUCCUUCCCGGUCAUCCUUCUCGAUGAGCUUCUGAAAUUCGUGGCUCGCACAUAUCUGGAAGGAAAGGUUUAGAGGAAAGCGUGAAGGAGGGAGCAUCGGAAGCAGAGGGAGCACGACGACACGGAGGAUGGAGAGAUGAAACAGCAGAUUGCUGCAGAUGAAUGAAAGCUCGCCAAGUCACUUGAUCUAAACAUCAAGUGGUGUGAAAUCAACAGGAGACACAUAGGGCAUCAGAAAAUACACCAAAAAGCUGCAAACAGUAUUGUUUUUUUUUUGUUGUUGUUUUUUUUCUGUGUAUGUUCAGAAAAUAAUAUAUAGUUACAGUAUUUUAAAGCUAUUCUGUUUAUUCUAUUCUUAAAGAAUAAAGAUGUGUACUGAAGCGAA
Molecule: messenger RNA, 3443 nt
Organism: Fundulus heteroclitus (mummichog)
Lineage: Eukaryota; Metazoa; Chordata; Actinopteri; Cyprinodontiformes; Fundulidae
Gene: atp2a1
Product: ATPase sarcoplasmic/endoplasmic reticulum Ca2+ transporting 1
Exons: 25
Coding region: 141-3131 (996 amino acids)
Biological process (GO): intracellular calcium ion homeostasis; calcium ion transmembrane transport
Cellular component (GO): membrane
Molecular function (GO): P-type calcium transporter activity; ATP hydrolysis activity; ATP binding
Source: RefSeq, a predicted model, not a curated record